Molecule: messenger RNA, 2485 nt
Organism: Salvelinus sp. IW2-2015
Lineage: Eukaryota; Metazoa; Chordata; Actinopteri; Salmoniformes; Salmonidae
Product: glycerol-3-phosphate acyltransferase 3
Biological process (GO): triglyceride biosynthetic process
Cellular component (GO): endoplasmic reticulum
Molecular function (GO): glycerol-3-phosphate O-acyltransferase activity
Source: RefSeq, a predicted model, not a curated record
UAUUUGUACAACAGAACUUUGCGUACAGUCCUGUGUCUGACUAUACUAGCUACCGUUUCAGGAAGGUCCAGAAUGGAAAACUCUCUAAGACAACGAAGAGGUCUUCCAAGGUAACUUGACCCCAAUGUUCCAUACCAGUGGAUGACAGAUCUGUGUGAGGGAGGGAUGGAGGGCCUGUGGAGUAUAGCGGUUGUGUUGCUGCCGGUGUGGUUCUCCGUGAUGAUUGGGUUCAUCAUGAUACCUGCCAUGUUUGGCCUCUCACUGGGAGUCACUUCUGUCUACAUUCAGAUCCUGGUCAAAAUACUGGAGUGGGCCACCCUGCGGAUCGAGAGAGGACACAGGGAACAACCCACUCUGUCAGUGCCUGCUCCUCUACCCUUUGGACUCAUCCAGAGGGAGGGGGGCUCCAUGGAACAGGAGAUGGGGGAGCUGCGUCGGUAUCGUACCCAGUCCAUAUCGAGGGGAGAGUUUGCACUGAGCGACUCAUUCUACUUCUACAUAAAGGGCCUGGAGAGCAUCGUGGACGACCAGGUGACUCAGCGCUUCUCCUCUGAGGAGCUUGUCUCUUGGAACCUCCUGACCCGCACCAACCACAACUUCCACUACAUCAGCCUGCGACUCACCAUCAUCUGGGGGCUGGGCGUGAUCAUACGUUACUGUGUCCUUUUCCCUCUCAGGAUAACCCUGGCAAUCAUUGGGUUGACCUGGCUGGUGAUUGGGACAACUUUGGUGGGAUUUCUAUCUAACAAGAGAUUGAAGAACUGGCUAAGUGAAUUAGUCCAUCUGAUGUGCUACAGGAUCUGUGCCAGAGGCCUCUCUGCCACCAUUCAAUACCACAACAAAGAGAAUAAACCACAAAAAGGAGGAAUAUGCGUAGCAAACCACACCUCGCCUAUUGACAUUGUCAUUUUGGCCAAUGAUGGAUGCUACGCUAUGGUGGGUCAAAGUCACGGUGGGCUGAUGGGGGUCAUCCAGAGGUCAAUGGUGAAGUCCUGCCCCCACGUCUGGUUCGAGAGGUCGGAGAUGAGAGACCGAAAUGCUGUUACCAGUAGAUUGAGGGCUCAUGUUGCAGCUAAAACCAAUCUACCCAUCUUGAUCUUCCCUGAGGGAACCUGCAUCAACAACACAUCAGUCAUGAUGUUCAAGAAGGGAAGCUUUGAGAUUGGAGGGACUAUAUACCCAGUCGCAAUCAAGUAUGACCCUCGUUUUGGAGAUGCCUUCUGGAACAGUGCCAAGUACAACAUGGUGAACUACCUGCUGAGAAUGAUGACCAGCUGGGCCAUCGUGGUCAACGUGUGGUACCUGCCCCCCAUGACCAGACGGGAAGGGGAAGAUGCUGCCCAGUUUGCCAACAGAGUGAAGUCUGCUAUCGCACAUCAGGGAGGGCUAUUGGACAUGGCGUGGGAUGGGAGUUUGAAGAGAGCCAAGGUGAAAGAGGAAUUUAAAGAGCAGCAACAGAAGAUGUACAGCAGUAUGGUUAUGGGGAAGAAAGGUAGAAACUCCCAAGAGCCUCACACAGAGAGCACCAGGAGACAAUGAAUUAACACUGUGGACAAAGUAUUUUACACACUACAAUGCAUAUGGACUGGAUUUAUUGCAAAUCAAAGGCAUUUGUUUUAUAUUCAUCAUAGUUGUGUGGUGAAUAGAGUAUAGAUUGAUAUCUGAAUCUGAUACACAACAUGUAUCAACUUUUAAUGCAUGAAAUGCCUUAUUUUAAAGACUGCGCAAUUACCUAUUGUUUAGAGCCAUAAACAUUUCAAACUUCACUGCAAGUAGUACUAUGGUAUAAAAUGAUCUCUAAUGUUACAGUAAUACUAUGUUGUCUGAUUGCCAUCUAACUAAACUCACCAUAAUCGAAGAAUGUGUUUACAUUGACCCAGAGUUUGUACUAGUAUUAAUAUUACUUUGUACAGUUUGUGCCUCUUAUGUUACAUUAUGCUCCCUACAAUACAACCCCUAACCCCAUAUAAACAAUAUAUACAUUCAUGUUUUGGAGGUGCUUUGAUCAAAGUCUGAUUUAUUUAUUUUAAGACUGGGUUUAUUGUUGCUUUACUUAAAAUCUUAAAUGUUAUUGAAAUCUACAUUUUGGCCCAGUCCUGAAAACCACUUCCCCUGGCCUAACCCUUAAGCAUUUUUGUAUAUCUGAAAAGAUUAGAUGUAUAGGUAUAAUGGAACGCCUAUAGAGGCUAAUUAGAGGUUGUGUCUGUCUGGAGCUAGUUGUACAAUUCAGCUUGUAAUGUCGUAUAUAAAACACUAGGAGUCAGAUUUUUCAAACAAAUAACAAUCACAUCACCAACUCUUACUCUGUCCGUGAUCGGAAGGAUCCACUCACACAAAAAGAUCUCACUACCUUGACUAAAUAUCAACAGCUCAUUUACAAUCCAAAGUUUUAAUCUAAAAAAAAGAAAUGCUGCUGCUAUUAUGUUGAAUAGUAUGGGGUGUGGGAAUCAUGUUAGAUCAAGGCUGAUUAAAACUGUAUUUGGUG